This is a messenger RNA of Macadamia integrifolia, 1257 nucleotides long. RefSeq names its product bidirectional sugar transporter SWEET3b-like. Gene Ontology annotation, cellular component: membrane. Gene Ontology annotation, biological process: carbohydrate transport. The transcript has 7 exons. Gene Ontology annotation, molecular function: sugar transmembrane transporter activity. The record is from RefSeq and is a predicted model, not a curated record. Lineage: Eukaryota; Viridiplantae; Streptophyta; Magnoliopsida; Proteales; Proteaceae. Bases 172 to 924 code for a protein of 250 amino acids.
UGAGCAAUUCUUUAUGGAUAUUUAAGAGUUUUACUGUAUAGCAACCAAUCCAAGUGAAUUAAGGAGCAUACUAGAUUGGCCAUCAUGGUGGGAUUAUUGAUCCUAAUGGAGGCUAUAGUGCUGUAGUCCUUGGGAGAGUUAGCACCAUCUUCACUUGGGAGAGGCAAAACCAUGGGGGGAUAUGCCUUGCACUUGGCCGUUGGAAUAAUGGGAAACGCAACUUCUUUGCUACUAUUUGCAGCACCAAUAUUAACUUUCAAAAGGGUCAUAAGGAAGAGAAGCACUGAAGAGUACUCAUGUGUCCCUUACAUUGUUGCUUUGUUCAAUUGUUUCUUGUACACAUGGUAUGGUUUGCCUGUAGUGAGCAACAAGUGGGAAAAUUUCCCUCUAGUCACCAUUAAUGGCCUUGGAGUUCUUAUGGAGUCCACCUUUAUCUUCAUCUACUUCUGGUUUGCUUCUGCAAAGGGCAAGAAGGUGGUUGCUUUGGUAGCUGUACCUGUGAUAACAGCAAUUUGCAUCACCGCAUUAGUAUCUACAUUUGCAUUCCAUAGCCAUCGUCAACGUAAGGUGUUUGUUGGGAGCGUUGGACUCGUGGCCUGUGUUGGCAUGUAUGGCUCUCCACUGGUUGCUGCGAAUAAAGUGAUGAAGACGAAGAGCGUGGAAUUCAUGCCGUUCUACUUAUCCCUCUUCUCAUUCUUGGCUAGUUUACUUUGGAUGACAUAUGGUUUACUAAGUCAUGAUCUUUUCCUUACGUGUCCGAACCUCAUUGGAUGUCCAUUGGGUAUCUUCCAGCUGAUGCUAUACUUCAUGUACCGGAAGAAGGGAAUCAAAGCAGAACCAAUCAAGAUGGACAUAGAAUCCAAUGGAUCAGUAGAACUCAAAACUCCCCAACCUGCAAUCAAUGGCACCAAUGGAAAGAUCUAAUAAGAACUGUUGGGUCCUGUUUCCCUUUCAGAGGUUAAGGAAUUUAGUAUCAAGACUUCCUCUUUUAUCUGCUCUCUCCCCGGAAAGCACCAAUGGAGACAGGCACGCAGAUAACAGAUAUACUAUGUUUCUUCUUAUUUGAUUUUCUGGCAGUCUCCCUAUUAGUAGCGAACAUGAUGAGACCAAAUAAGAAGAAAAAAUGUAAUAGGGCUUUGGGUGUAUUUUUAAUUGAGCGAAGGGCCCGUUUGAUUUUGUUUUUUGAAACGUAUUUUUCCCUUUUUCUGUGUUAAGAAAUAGAUAAACACUUUAAAAACCGUUUGAUUUUUCUGUUUC